AACAAUCUGUGAAUGCAGCAUCCUAUUCUGUUUGUGUGAUACAUUAUUUGUGGCAAAAUGGAGAUGUAUUGGAAAUCUGUGCUGGUUUUAACGGUAUUACUGAUGACAGAAGGUGAGUGUUUGUCAUCAGACCUUGAUUCCCUGCAGAGAGAGUAUGCAGAAUGGAGAUUACAGAGGUCUCCCGAGUAUUCUACGGAUAUUGGUAUAUACAAAUUCAACGACAGGCUGGAAAAUUUCGCAUUCUCGGGAUUCGAAGAAAAUUUUAACAAAUCUUUAGACCUUCUAAAUCGUUUGAAGAGCAUUGAAUACAACAAACUAUCACCGAAACAACAGACAGAUUUUGAUGUGUUGAAUGAUACAUUAAUGACAGUUGUUCGAGGAUAUGACUGGCGAGAAUACAGCGCUUUGAAUCCAGUAAAUUUCCUAGAAGGUCCCCAAGUUGAUCCAUCUGAACUGCCGAAAAUAACGCCAUUCGACACCAUAGGUGACUAUGAAAACUACAUCAGACGACUACAACUGUUCCCAAAGCAGAUUGAUGAAAUGAUAUCAAGAUUUGAGACAGCAAUAGAAAAGAAGCACACGUAUCAUAAUGUAUCAGUGAACAGAGUUCCAGCGCAGAUAGAUCGCAUUCUUGAAGGCGUAAAUGUUACAACCUUUCCUUUCUACGAACCUUUUUUGGAUCAAUUGACAAACCAUACAACGAUACAAGAAUCCAGAAAGACGAAAAUGCGACAGAGAGUUAAACCAGUAAUCAAGUUAAUUAUCCAAAAAUAUCGCAGUUUAAAGACAUUUCUUCAAGAUGUGUACUUUCAUAAUCUCAGAACUAAUGUUGGGGUAAGUAGCUGGGACAGAGGGAGAGAAUUCUAUAAAGAAUGUCUAAGAUGGUACCUUUCAUUGGAUUUAUCACCUGAAGAAGUACAUUCCAUAGGAUUAAGAGAGGUGGAAAGAAUUUAUAUGGAAAUGAAAAAGGUCAUGAUGAAACUUAACCACCAAGGCUCUGUGAAAGAAUUUUUUGAUAAAGUAAAAGCAGAUCCCCGGUUCUUUUUACAAAGCGGGGAUGAAGUUAUUGAAUGGUACAAGAACGCAAUUGAAAAAGAAAUCAAACCAAAAUUACCAACUUUGUUUAAAAAUCUUCCAGACUUACCAUUAGUUGUGAAACCAAAUCCAGUUGAUGGAAUUUUUGGACAGUAUUUUGCAGGGCCUUCAGAUGGAUCCCGGCCAGGAGUGUUUCAAGUCAAUGUUCAUCAUCCUAAAAAAUUACCAACAAUUGAUUUUAUGGCUUUGGCUCUCCAUGAAGCUAAUCCAGGUCAUCAUAUGCAGAUUUCUAUUGCAUCUUCCGCUAAACUCCCCAAAUACAGAAAACUUAGGGAUGGUUACUACUACUCGCCUCCAACAAUUCCCCCCGUACAUUCCGCGUUUACAGAGGGAUGGGCAUUGUAUGCUGAAUCCUUGGGUGAGGAUAUGCAGUUGUACAAGACAGAUUAUGAACUCCUGGGAAGAUACGGAAUGGAAAUGUUUAGAGCCUGCCGCCUUGUUGUCGAUACGGGAUUGCAUAAUUUCAACUGGACAAGAGAAGAGGCAAUACAAUAUCUUUUGAAUUAUACUGCAUUUGAUGAGACUAAGAUAAACGUCGAAGUUGAUCGAUACAUAACAUGGCCAGGUCAAGCAUGCACAUACAAGAUCGGCGAGCUGAAAAUAAAAGAAUUACGCGCUAAAGCCAAAGAAGAAUUAGAUUCAAAAUUUGACAUCAGAGAUUUCCAUUCCACUGUUUUGAAAGAAGGCGCCCUUCCUCUCCAUAUUCUAGAGAAGAAUGUCAAUCAUUGGAUUGCAAAAACAAAGGAAAAAGCACGAGAAACAACAAAUCAGUGCACUUCGGGUGGAUUCAGAAUAAAUACUUACUUUAAAAUAUUUCUGAUUAUUUACAUCAUCAUUUUCUAUUAGAAAGUAUAGAAUCAGGUAUGUGAUGUAUAUCAUUAAUAUAAUUGUACUUUUCAAUUGAUGGUUUCAGUGUAUGAAAUACCCGUUAUAUUUAUUUAAAUAUCCAAUAGUUGUAUUCAUUUCUUCAUUAUUCGAAUACAUGUAUAUUUAUUGUGCUUUUAAAUGAUUUGAAGUGAAUAAAUAAGUCGUAGCUGCUUUGUUAUUAAA
This is a messenger RNA of Saccostrea echinata, 2145 nucleotides long. RefSeq lists its product as uncharacterized. NCBI's taxonomy places the organism in Eukaryota, Metazoa, Mollusca, Bivalvia, Ostreida, Ostreidae. Bases 58 to 1941 code for a protein of 627 amino acids. The record is from RefSeq and is a predicted model, not a curated record. The transcript has 17 exons.